Australozyma saopauloensis is the source of this 750-nucleotide messenger RNA. RefSeq lists its product as uncharacterized. The transcript has a single exon. Lineage: Eukaryota; Fungi; Ascomycota; Pichiomycetes; Serinales; Metschnikowiaceae. The coding region runs from base 1 to 750 and encodes 249 amino acids. The record is from RefSeq and is a predicted model, not a curated record.
AUGAAUCAAGGUGCCAAGUACGGACGAGCAAACCAAACUAUAAAACGUGAGACAAAUCCUGACCAUUUUUUUUUCCUCAUCAACUCAACUACCAUGAAAUCUGCUCAUAUUGCCUUCUUAGCUAUGCUCAUCAUUGGCACCAAUGCUAGAUUCUUAUUGAGUUGGAACGGAGAUUCUCGCAAAGACAUUUUGGAUAGAAUAAAAGAGAACAAAAAUAAACGAGAACUUCAAAACAUGGGUGGUUUUGAGAAAGAGUUGGAUGAAGUUUCUUUUUUGGCUGAGCUUGCUGAAUAUAUUGCAUCAUCCGGCUUAGAUCAAGGCGGUUUCAUUUCACGCGAGAGUAAUGAUUACUCUGAGACCGACAAUUCCAAUUUUGAAACUGAAACUGAAAUGGGAGACAAAAUUCAAGAAUACAAAAGGUCGGCUCAAUGGUUUGAGACCAAUUCUAAAACUCUUCAGUCUUGGCAAGAGUUAUUAAGAGAGGCAAGACGCAACAGGAUCACUCCUAGAAUCCUUGACACUUUGUGUAGCUUCUCUGCUGAAUUGGAAAGAAACUUUGAAGGAAAUGGUCUCAGUAUUGAGGCUUACUACUGUGGAGAUUUCGUUUCUGAGGAUUUGGAUUACAAGGUUCUGACCAACGACGACUUGAUAGAGCUGGUCGAGAACUUUAGAAACGAGGUUGAGUUUCAUGGCUUGGAAGCCAGAUACUUCUACUGUGAGUAUAAGGAAUCUCAAACACAACUAUUAUGA